Onthophagus taurus is the source of this 771-nucleotide messenger RNA. Lineage: Eukaryota; Metazoa; Arthropoda; Insecta; Coleoptera; Scarabaeidae. The record is from RefSeq and is a predicted model, not a curated record.
AUGACAAAUUCUUUUGUUGGCUAUUUAGAGUUAAAAGUAAAUGAAAGGGAAUGGAAUUUCUUGGAGGAAUGGUAUAAAUGUUGCGGAAUUUUUGAUUCUUUAGAUUACCCCGAAAAAAAUUGCACAAAAAGCAAUUUAGGUUGUAAAGAACCUUUUAUCUUAAGUGUUGCUUUAAUCGCUUUGGGAAUUGUUUAUGGCGACGAAUUAGGUCUUUUAAAACGCUACGUUGGACUCGAAUUCCUAGAACUGCCUACGUUGCUAAUCGUUUUGGGUUGUUUAAGUUUCGCCGCGUCUUUAUUGGGUUGUUAUUGCGCGCGGAAUAAUAAUCAAAAACUUUUGAAAUUUUUUAUAGUUUUUAUCGCUUUAUUAUUGGCUUUGGAAUUAACGAUUUCGUUAAUUUCAUUUUUUAAUAUGGACGAAUCGCUCGAAUCCAACGCAAGAAACAUCAUGAAAGUACAACUUUUAAGUCAUGUUCCGUCGGAUAAAAACGAAUUCCAUCAGGUGGAGAGUUACUGGAAAUGCUGUGGUAUUGAUAGCGGUCAAGAUUACAUCGCAAUAAAUACAUCAGCAGGAUGUUGCGAUGAAAUUCCUUAUCAAUGCAGCUUGGAAGUUCCCUCUAAUGUAACGAACUUAAUAAAGCCGGGUUGUUUAGAAAUCGUAGUCGAAAAUAUUUAUCAAAUAGCAUUGGAAAUCGGUUGUUACAGCGCAUCUUUUUGCAUUUUGCAAUUCUCCGAAAUUAUUUGUGUAUUAUUAAGAACAAUUUCACCUUAA